Coccomyxa subellipsoidea C-169 is the source of this 2044-nucleotide messenger RNA. RefSeq lists its product as hypothetical. The coding region runs from base 143 to 2044 and encodes 633 amino acids. The record is from RefSeq and is a predicted model, not a curated record. Gene Ontology annotation, cellular component: endoplasmic reticulum; Golgi apparatus. The transcript is spliced from 11 exons. Lineage: Eukaryota; Viridiplantae; Chlorophyta; Trebouxiophyceae; Coccomyxaceae.
GCAUCCUGCAGACCGAGGCGACACUGACGUUGAAAAAUAGCAGUGUUCAAGAUCCAAUGCCUCGAUCAAAGAUGUCUAAGACCCCGAACCUUUAGCAUGCCCAUCUUACGAUAUCAGCGGUAGUAAAAAACCCGAAUUCAACAUGUCAACGAAUGGCAACGUGCCUCACGAUUCGCCAGACAAGACAAAGCAAUGGGAGGGAAAGCUCGCUACUUUGACGGUGAUAAAUGGCGCUCUACAGAAUGAGAACGAGACCCUGCGACAGGAACUUGCACAUUCAAGGACACCCUCGAGCACAACAGAGUGUGAGCUGCGGGAGCUGCAAGAGGAGUUCACUCGGCGCCUCGCCACUGCUGACAGAACCAUCACAAGCCUCAAGGAGAAGAAUGAGGCGCUGCGAUCAGCGGCCUCUGCUGCAAGCAAGGGGGGCAGCGUGAAUGAGGCCCGGCUGCAGGACAGGGAGAACUACAUAUCCAGCCUGCAGGCGGAGGGUGAGACGCUGGCGCGCAAGAAUGGGGAGCUAGAGGCGACUGUACGGAAGCUGCGCACAAGCACGCGGCAGCUGGAGACAGAGCGGGAUCGCACUGCCGGCCGCCUGGCAGCGCUGGAGGCCAGCCUGGCCUCAGAGCAGGAGCGCGCAAUCCAGGCCACCCAGGCCGCCGCUGUGCAGAUGGAGGAGAUGGACGCAGAGAUGGCGGCUGUGAGGCAGCAGGCGGCCAGCCAGGUGGCAGCUGCCAAGAAAGAGGCAGCUGUCGCCCGCGAGGCGGCUGCCACGGAAGCUGCACGCAACGGCGCUGCCCAUGUGGCUUGCGCUGUGGAGCGCGAAACUGCACUCAGCGCCAACCUUGCAGACCUUCGUGCAGAAUAUGAGGCGGCUUCUUCUGCCUGGUUCACGCGGGAGGAGGGGCUGCGAAGAGAGAUUGCCCGCCUGGAGGACAGAAUCCAUGACCUGGAAGAGGAGAAGGGGGAGCUGGUGGCUUCCACAUCCGACAACACCCGGCCCCUGAUCAGGCAGAUAGAGUCGAUGGCGGCGUCAUCAGCGGCGCAGCAGGCGGCGCAUGCGGCGGCUGAGCGGCAGCUGGUGGAGCGCCUGAGGGAAGCUGAGGAAGCCGCUCGUGCGGCUACAGACUCAGAACGCACCCUCAAGGGGCGGCUAGCAACGGCAGAGGCCGCAUUGGCGGCUGCAAAGUCCGGGCUGGAAGCAUCGACGUCGCAGGCGGCUGAGCUGCGGGCGCGGCUGGAGGCGGAAAAGAAGCGCUCGGCCGGGCUUGCAACAGAAAGGGACAAUGCAGAAGAGCGGCUGGGCGCAGCAAAACGGCGGGAAGAGGCCGUAAGGCAAAAGGCGGACAGUGACAGGCGGGAGGCGCAGGAGCGGGCCUGGGAAGCCGAAGGCAGGGUGCGGAAUCUGGAAGCGGACGUGCUGCACUGGCAGGAGAAAUACCAGCAGAGCCUGCGCAAGGCACAUUCCCCCUCCCGGGCCAAUCUCCCAGUCUCGCGCGCAUCUUCACACUCAGGGCCGCUGACAGAUGUAGUGCCCUCCAGUCCAGAGCACAGCAGAGGCGUUGUCAUCGCUGCGGAUGAGAGCCCUCCGGUAGAGCAUGAUGACCUCGAUGGCUUAAUUGGGGCGCCAGCCAGCCCGCGGACAGCAUCGCAGCUUCUGACGCGGCUGCGCAGCGGUGCCGGCGCCGGGCCGGCCGGGGGCGUGGCCGACGCGCACCGGGUGAUCUUUCUGGAGAAGCGCGUCGCGGCCGCCGAAGCGGCGGCUGACGGCGCGCGUGAAGAGCUGCUGCGCGCAUGCGAACGGGCCGAGGCCGCCGCCGCGGCCGUCGCGCAAUGCGAUCAGCUUGAGCGAGAACUGAAGGAGGCGCGGGCGCGGUAUGACAUGGCGCUGGAGCUGUUGGGGGAGCGCAACGAGCAUGUGGACAAGCUUGAGGAUGAUAUCAGAGAAAUGAAGGACAUCUUCCACACUCAGCUCUCCCUCAUGGCCGACCAACUCACUCGCGCCCAGCAGCCGCCUGCCGACACUAGUGACGUCACUGAUUGA